AUGCAUCUCCUCCUACUUCACAUGCUUUUGCUCCUGCCUCUGGGGAAGGCCAGCUGGCGCCUGGACGACCACCAGAGUCAGAGUGCUCUUUCCCUCGAGUUCCUAGAAAGGAGUCGAAGAGAGCUCCCCAUGGCCAGCCCCGAGGAAGCUGAAGAUAAGCCAGAUCUGUUUGUCGCAGUUCCACACCUGGUAGGCACCAGCCUGGUAGAGGAAGGCCGGAGGCAGAGAGAGAAGAUGCAGUCCAGGUUUGGCAGGUUCUGGAAGAAGCCUCAGAGAGACUUGCAUCCUCCUAGGGACUUGGAAAAUGAGUACUUCCCACUCACAACCCAAGCUCUCCCUCAGCCAAGGAAUGGGAUAAAAGUGGAGAAAUCUCCUGUCUGGGAAGAAGCCAAGAGAUUCUGGCACCACUUUAUGUUCAGAAAGGGUCCAGCUUCUCAGGGUGUUGUCCUGCCCAUCAAAAGCCAUGAAGUGCAUCAGGAGACCUGUAGGACAGUGCCCUUCAGCCAGACUGUCACCCAUGAGGACUGCGAAAAAGUAGUUGUCCAGAACAACCUUUGUUUUGGUAAAUGUGGGUCUGUUCAUUUUCCUGGAGCUGCACCCCGCCCGCACACCUUCCGCUUCCACUGUGCCCCGGCCAAGUUCACCACGUUGCACUUGCAGCUGAACUGCACCGGGCCUGCGCCUGUGGUCAAGGUAGUGAUGCAGGUGGAAGAAUGCCAGUGCAAGGUGAAGACAGAGCGUGGUUACGGACCCCGCCUCCACCCUGGCUCCCAGGACCCCUUCAUCCCGGACAUUUCCACUUAA
Heterocephalus glaber (naked mole-rat) is the source of this 804-nucleotide messenger RNA. RefSeq names its product cerberus 1, DAN family BMP antagonist (gene Cer1). The record is from RefSeq and is a predicted model, not a curated record. Lineage: Eukaryota; Metazoa; Chordata; Mammalia; Rodentia; Bathyergidae.